Messenger RNA from Numida meleagris (helmeted guineafowl), 6196 nucleotides. It is a transcript of the gene AK9, whose product is annotated as adenylate kinase 9. The transcript has 39 exons. Gene Ontology annotation, cellular component: cytoplasm; mitochondrion. Lineage: Eukaryota; Metazoa; Chordata; Aves; Galliformes; Numididae. Gene Ontology annotation, molecular function: nucleoside diphosphate kinase activity; ATP binding; AMP kinase activity. Gene Ontology annotation, biological process: AMP phosphorylation. The coding region runs from base 154 to 5385 and encodes 1743 amino acids. The record is from RefSeq and is a predicted model, not a curated record.
GGCGUGGCUAGGAGGAAGGGGCGUGGCUAGGAGGAAGGGGCGUGGCUCUCCUGUUGCCAGGUGACGGGGACGCACACACGUGGAGCGGCCGUUGCAGCUUGGCUGCCCCGUAACGGCUGGGGAGGAGAGAGCUGCGGCACGGCGGGUAGGGCGAUGGCUUCCCAAGAAGAAAAACAGUCUCAGCCCUUCAUAGAUAUCUUCAAUGAGGAUGAAGCUGAAAAAUUAUUUCUGUUGUCCAAGCCCACAUGCAUCAUGGUCCUUGGAAAGCCUGGUUCUGGAAAGAAAACAUUAGCUAGUAAACUAGCACAAAUGUGGAAAUGCAUUUUAAUAGAAGCUUUGGAAGUAAUUCAAAUGAAUAUUCACGAAGAAACAGAAUAUGGGCUUAAGUGUCAAGAAUUGCUUUUCAAAGGUCAAAGUAUUUCUGAAGAACUUGUUACAGAAAUGAUUAUGAAAAAGAUUGAGUCACCAGAAGUUGCGCAUUUCGGGUAUGUUCUCAGUGGAUUCCCUUCUCUCUCAGAGGAAUAUAUGACAGUUUCACAGCAAAUGGAGAAAAUAACAAAUCUGAAAUUAAAACCAGAUUUCCUGAUUAACAUUAAGUGUUCAGACUAUGACUUAUGCCAGAGAAUAUCAGGUCAAAGGCAACACCCUCAUUCAGGGCAAGUGUAUCAGAGGAACCAGUGGGAUCCUAAUGUUAUUGAAAAACAAAAGAAAAAUAAUGAUGAGCUUGAAGAGGAGAAUGAAGAAGCUGAAGAGAUGGAAGAAGAGAUUGCAGAAGAUUCACUUACAAUGUCAGAAAUGAUUCAUCAGUUAGUGCAAAGACCCGAAGACAUGCAUGAAAAUAUAGAGGAAAGAGUUGGCUUGUAUAAGGAUAUAAUGCUUCGUUCUUUAGAAGACUUGAUGGCUGAACAGGAUUCACAGUAUCUUAUUGAACUGGAUGGAAAUCAGGAACCAGAUGAUCUUCUCGCUUCAGUGGUGAUUCGACUUCAGUCAAUGGGUGUUCAAAAUGGAGCUCCUAUAACUAGACUUCAGAGUCUGCAGGAAGAAAUGCUGGAGGGACUGGAAAAUGAUGAACUUCUCCGUGUUCUGUCGUCAUUCAAGCUAAUAGCACCCAGAUACCGAUGGCGUAGAAGCAGGUGGGGACAAGUAUGUCCUGUGGCUCUAAAGAAGGGUGAUAUUGUAAUGGGAAUCCCAGACUUGGCUGUCAGUUUUCUAGGUAAAAUGUACGUGCUGUCAUCUCCAGAGGCACUGAAAACAUUUAUGUUGAAUCCACGCCCUUACUUGUUACCACCAAUGCCAAUGCCUCCUUGUAAAGUGCUAGUAUUUGGCCCUCCAGUGUCAGGGAGAACAACUAUUUGUAACCUAAUUGCAAACAAAUAUAAAGGAAAGGUUCUUGAUAUGGCUGAACUCAUUCAAUCCUAUGUGGAAGAAUCAAGAGAAAAAAACAUUGAGCAAAUACGAAGGGAUGCAAUAGAAAAGGCUAUAACAGCAGUGAAAAAUAGGUUGGAAGUUGAAAAGCAAUCAAAAGAACCAGGAGGCUUGGAAGAACUUAGUGUCAAAGAAGCAGAUAACUCUGAAGAAACUGAUAACAUGAGAAUAGAAAUAAAUGUUGAAGAGGGGAGUAGUACAGAAAAAUCUGCUGCCAUACCAGAAGAAAUGUCAGAGUUAACUGUUGACCAUCCAGAAGUUCAAGCAGUGGUGGAAGAAGCUGUGAAGAGGGCAUCAGAAACUGAAGUUACACUGUCACCUGAAAUAUAUGCAGAAAUACUGGAAAGAGCUAUUGCAGAGCUUAUGAAGAAGAACAAAGACAGGUUUCCUGGUGCUCCAGAAAAAGGAGGAUGGGUAGUGGACAACUAUCCUUUGUCAGAAGAUCACUGGUCAGCUUUGUCAGAAAAAGGACUUUUGCCUGACACUGUUGUCUGUCUUAUGGAUACCGAAAAUGAUGGAGCCUGUAUAUUACACAGAACAUACUUAGCAAAUAAGGAUGAAAUUAAUUCUAAGAUCUUGAGAAGACUAGGGGAUGAAGCAUUAAAAAAGAAUGAAGAAGAAAGAAGAGAAAUGCAGGAGGCACCAACACCAGAGGAAGAAGAGCAAUCUCAAGAGGAUGCUGAGGAGAAAGAAUUUGAGGAUGAUGAUAAGCAGCUUUCAUCUGAAACUGAACAAACAUCUCGGAAACAGUCCAGUGAUUCUGCACAUUAUGAAGAAGAAUUGAAUCCUACAGAGGCGCUCAAGGCCAGGUUGGAUGGGGCCCUGGGCAGCCUGAGCCUGGGGGGUGGCAGCCCUGUCCAUGAGCAUACUCCACUUGAAGAAGAACAGAUACAUACUAUGCAACCUGAGCAGUCCACCACAACUUCAGUAACUGAACCUGAACCAGAAAUCAUGCUACCUGAGUUUGAAGAGGAUGAUUUGCUAGGUAUACCAGAAAUGGAAACAAUUAAAGAGAACAUUGACCUUUUCAUGAAUGACUGGCAAACAGUGGAGUCAGAAAUCAAGCAGUCAUCUCUAGUUCAGGUUGUUGCUUUAGAGAUUGCUGAGCAAACUCCAGAAAGUCUGCUUAAUCAAAUUAUCCUGGUUAUGGAAGAACCUUUUAAAUAUCAUGGUUGGGAAUUAUCUGCUGAAGACUUAGAUGAGGAAGCAGAAGACCUAGCUGCUGAAGUGGAAGCUAUAGAAGAAAAUGAAGCCGAGGAAGAGGAAAAUGAAGAAGAUGAAGAAAAAGCUAAGGAAAAGAAAAGACACAUGGGAGACACAAAACACUUCUGUCCGGUCAGUCUGAAAGAGGAUUAUGUCCUUUAUCCAGGACUGUCUGAACAUGCAGCUAAAUAUCAAGAAAAGAUUUAUUAUUUUUCAAAUCUUGAGUACAGAGAUAAAUUUCUGAAGAACCCUGAGGAGUAUGUGGCUCACCAUGAACCAAUACAAGCUCCUCCCUUAAGGGUGUGUUUGCUGGGGACACAUGGAGCAGGUAAAACUUCUUGUGCACGAUGGCUAGCUGAUAAAUUUGGCAUUUUCCAUAUUCAGUUUAAAGAAUAUCUACAAGAACUGCUCUUACCCAAAACUAAAGAGAAAAUUGGCCUUGAUUUUUAUGAAGAACCUGAAGAAGAUAAUGAUAACACUCUAUCAGAGGAACUGCAAGACUUAUCUCAGACCGUGACUAAAACUGAAGAUGAAAAAAGCAAACAGGAAGUGGAGUUAACUGAUGAGGAAGAAGCUAUCAAAGCAAAUCUAAUGGAUUCUCAGCCAUUACCUCCAGAGAUACUUGAUAACAUUGUUCCUGACUGGUGGAGGAAAGAGCCAUUCCGGUCCACAGGAUUUAUACUGGAUGGUUUCCCUCGUACUUCAGACGAAGCCCAGUAUUUGUCACAACGAGGACUCUGUCCUGAUGUUGCAGUUUAUAUUCAUGUAGAAGAAACUGACAUUCUUGACCGUCUUUUACCUCCACGUCUAAAAAAAUGGAAAGAAAGACAGCGUAAAAAAGUGGAAAAUAAAAAGAAACUGAAAGACCUGAAAGCAAAAAUAAAGAAUGAGAAGAUUGCUAGAAGAAGGGCAGAACUUCUAGCAGAACAAAAAAAAAGGAAGGAGGAGGUUUUAGGAGAUAGGGAAAAUUAUGAAAACAGUGAGGAGGAAGAGGAGAAUGAUGAGACUGCAAAUGAAGAAAUUGAAGCUAUACUUGAAGAAGAGUUUUUCGAAGAAGAAGAAGAAGAGCCUGAAGAAGAACAGGAGAUUGAUGCUGUUGAGCGCAUGCAAAAUGAGAUAGUAGCGAAGUUUGAUUCAGAAAGAGAAAACAUAGAAGGUGUACAGGAAGAACUUGAAAAAUUCUUAAUACCACGAAUGGAGAUCAGUGGAAGACGGAAGCUUCGCAUAGUACGCUACCAAAUGUAUUGCAAGCUGAAUUCUUUAGUGGAAAAUCGUGGAAGCAUUUUUGAAAAAUGUUACCCAAUAAGUUUGCCACUCGCACAUAAGAUGCUAGUUUUCUCAUAUAAAUUUCCAAGUUCUUUCGGUCAGUGGGAUCCAAUCAAGCUAAAUGAAGGAGAGAUAAUCAAGCCAGCACAAAACUAUGAAAACACAGUCUUUCCUGUAAUUCAUCGACAAUAUAUUUAUUUCUUUUCAAGUAAAAAAAACAGCGAAACAUUUAUGAAAAAUCCCAUCAAAUAUAUUUGUCAGCCAAAACCUAAACCACCUGUGCCAGUUAAGAUUGCAAUCGUGGGACCUCCAAAAUCUGGGAAGACUACAGUUGCCAAGAAAUUUGAAAGUGUGUAUGGGCUACGGAGGUUGAGUAUGGGAGAUGCCAUACGGCUCGUGUUAAACAAUCAGCCAGAGAGUGAGUUGGGGCUUCAGUUAAAGGAGCAUCUUCACAGAGGACUGACUGUACCUGAUGAACUGGCCAUCCAGGCCCUGGAUGUGGCUCUGAUGGAUCAUGUGUGUGCUACCGCUGGAGUUGUUAUUGAUGGGUAUCCUGUAACAAGAAAACAAGUAAACCUCUUGGAAUCAGCUAGGAUAAUUCCUGUGAAAAUCUUUGAAUUAGAAAUGGAUGCAAAGGAAGUGUUCAGAAGAGCUCUGCUGGAUAAAGAAGGCACGGAUAGACCUUCCUACCCCGUACAUGACAGCUCACAGAUUCUAGCAAUUAAAAAUUCCUACUAUAAACAACAUAUUGACGCAAUUAGGACUUAUUACAAGAAAGAGCGUCAGAACUGGUGUGUGGUUGAUGCCUUUCAGAGCAAGUGGUGGGUAUGGGACAAAGUUCUGCAGGAAGUUCAAGUGAUUGUUAAAGAAAUUCAGAUAUACCUGGAAAGAAUAAGAGAAGGAAAAGCAGCCAGCAUUGCUGAUUUAUGCAUCACCCCUGAAGAGCUGCAGAAUCGGCUGGGAGAGUUUGGACAGUACUGUCCUGUCAGCCUUGCAGACAAGGGUGAACUGGUUGACUGCUCUGUAACUUCAUCACUGCAGUUUGCUGCAGAGUUUCGAGCACACUAUUACAAAAUGGCUUCACAGGAAGAACUGGAUAAAUUCUUGAACAGACCAGAGAUGUAUGUGCCACCGCUGGCACCUCGCCCUCUUCCACCUCCAGAUAAGCUACCACAAAGAUUGACAGCAGCAGAAGUGAAGGCGUUAUUCCCUAAAAGUGCCGAAAUGCAGGGAUACUGUCCAGUCACUUACCUAGAUGGAAAACAGAGGUAUGAAGCUUUGGAGCCUGGCAACACUGAGUAUGCUGUAAAAUACCAAGAGAAGCUGUAUGUUUUUGAAAGUGAAGAAAAACUUCUGAAGUUUAUGAGGUUACCAGAGAAGUACUGGAAUCUGAAGCUUCCACAUAAGCUCCCUCCAGUAAGGGAGCCAAUACUACUCACUGCACUUCCCAUGGCUGGAUACCUUGAACAGUAUGAGCCUUCUGAUUCUUAAUGGGAUGAUAUUAAACUGAAAAUUGUGUACUUAAAAUUGAGAGGAAAUUUUUAAAAGAUUUAAAAUAAUAGAUACUUGUAAUUUUAAUGGAAAAAAACCAACUGUAUGGGAACUGCUGAGUCAUGGCCUGAACCACUGAUUGCGCACCUGGAGGAAAGACCCAGUCAUCCCUGGGAGCACAGGUGAAGGCAAUUCACUGUGUGACCGGAAGGGGGCGGAGCCUGGCUGCACCCCUCUUAGGCCUCAUUUAAGGGCUGACUGCCCCUGGGGAAGGCUCUUUUUCUGGAGAUCUCUCCUUGGUGGAUGCUUUUCCUUGUGAACCCAAAAUCUUCUGAUACAGGUGGGCGAUCUACUUCCCUUCCCUUGUUGCACCUUGCUAUUGUGCUGGUUCUUCCACCUCUUUUGUAACACCUUUUCCAUCGUGUUGGUCCUUCUGAUUGCUACAAAACCCAAAAACAAGUACAUUCACCAGAGGGGAGUAAGAAACUGCAAGAUUAAAUGAUGAAUUUUAAAAUUCUUAUCAUAUCUUGUAACAUCACAUUUUGCUUUUAAUUUUAAAACCAUGAUAGUCCCAGGCCUGUAUCUGGAGUCGUUCAAAGAUAGCUGGUUGCAUUUUGAAAUAUGGAUAUGAAAUAAAAAGGUGAUUCAUAGUCACUUCCCUCCCAGUUUUAUAUUUGGUUGUUAGGGGCUUUUGGUUGGUUUGUUUGCUUAAUCAUUCAUCUGCUUAGAUAUCAUCUUAAAUAUUUAGAUUUGCAUGACAGCAGAAUCUGGAUUUUGGUAUGUUUUUCUUUUAGAUCUGUAUAAUGGUCUU